AUGGUCCUCCUCCAGCUCACCUCCGCACUCCACAGCGCCUCGAAGCGCUCGCCCGGCGCGUCCCCCUCGAGCGGAGGCCCCGCUCUCGACUUGGGCCAAGACGCGCCGUGGGCCUCGUCCUCGGACGCCAAGAAGGGCAGCGCAGCACUCACGCCCCGCACCGCCUCCACGUCCCCCUCUUCUUCCCCGCCCCCUCCUCCCCCCCCCCCCCCUCCCGCCCCUCGUCCACCGCGCCCCGCCGCCCCGCCGCCCACCCGCACGGGCCUCGCCGCGCUCCGCCGCGCUCAACAAGCCCUGAGCGCCAAGCCGGCGCCGCCCAUCGGCUCGUCGGCCAACCCGCUCGUGCUCGACUCGUCGUCGUCGUCAGGCGACGAGUCGGACGUGCAGGUCGUGCACGAGCGGCCGGCUGGGGCGGGACAGGCGGGUGAGGCGGGUAAGGGGAGGCGGGCGGCGUCAGGUGCGGCGGCGAGUGCGGCGGCGGGAGGAGGGCGAGCAGGAGGAGGAGGAGGAGCGGGCGGCAGCGGCUCGGCGGCCAAGAAGGCGCUCGCGAGCACCGGGCUGCGCGGUGCGCCGAGCAAGCGCGCGCUGCAGGAGCAGGAGAGCGCGCGCAAGGCGCUCGAGGUGCGCGCCAAGAAGGGGCUCCUCACCGAGGACGAGAAGGUGCGGUACGCGACGAUGCAGGCCCUGCAGGCGAGCGGCAAGGCCAAGGGCGGCGACGAGGCGUGCGUCGUGAGCUGACGGUCGGCGGCGCGGUCGAGCGAGGGCAGGACGUCGGGGAGCGC
This is a messenger RNA of Rhodotorula graminis WP1, 782 nucleotides long. RefSeq lists its product as uncharacterized. Lineage: Eukaryota; Fungi; Basidiomycota; Microbotryomycetes; Sporidiobolales; Sporidiobolaceae. The record is from RefSeq and is a predicted model, not a curated record. The coding region runs from base 1 to 738 and encodes 245 amino acids. The transcript has 4 exons.